GAUAUUGUUCAUAGUACAGCGCUGCUUACCGGUGCUGUCACAAUCGUAACAUGGUUUCGUGAAUUUGUUCAAAGUUAUCAAUUAAAUACGUUAUCUAAAAAUCUUUUAACAAAUUAAUUUUAUUCUAAAUAUAAUGGAUUAUAAAGAAGAACAACGUAAUGAGAUCGAAGCUUUGGAAUCGAUCUACUGCGGUGAAUUGGAAAUUUUAGCUGUAGAACCAUUUUACAUAUUUGCUGUACCUAUUAAAACAGAAGAAUAUGAACCAGAAACUGAAAAUGGUCUUAGUUGUCGAUUAGAGUUUACAUAUACAGCAAAUUAUCCUGAUGAACCGCUCCUCAUAUCUAUUGAAGAACAGGAGAAUUUUGAAGAAGGAAGCGACAAACAGUUAAAAGAACACUUAAUAGAAGAAAUGAAUGAAAAUUUGGGAAUGGUUAUGGUUUUUACAUUGGUUAGUGCUGCACAGGAAUGGCUUAAUUGCCAAUGGGAUAAGAUUAAAUUAAAAAGGGAAGAAUCUGCAGCGCUUAAGCUCAAAGAAGAAGAAGAAGCAGAAAGGAAAAAGUUUGAAGGAACUCGAGUCACUGUAGAAACAUUUUUAAGUUGGAAAGAGAAGUUUGACAAUGAAAUGGGAUAUACAAAACGGAGGGAGAUAGCGGAACGUGAAGGAAAGAAAUUAACUGGCAAAGAAUUAUUUAUGACUGAUAAAACAUUAGAUCAGUCUGAUCUUAAAUUCUUAGAUGAUGGAGAUGCAGUUAAAGUAGAUGAAAGUCUUUUUCAAAAUCUUGAUGAUUUGGAUUUGAAAGAUGAUGACGACGAUGACGAUGAUGAUCCUGAUUACGAUCCAAAUGUUUCUGAUGAUAGUGCCUAAAAUAAAUACAGUAUAUUGUUGGUGGAAGAGAUUGAACCUAUAAAACUAAUAAAAUGUGAACAUUAUAUUAUCAUUGAGCAUUGGUAGUUUGUUCAAGAGUAAAUUUGAUAUACUUUUUGUACACUGGCACAUUGAGGGCCUGAAUAAAAUUAAUUAAUUAAAUUUGGCCCUGUAAGAUCACUAUAUCCACAUCCAUAAAGCAUCUCUUCCAUACACAAUAUAUUUUAUGUUCUAGAUAAUGGUUAAUCACAAGAUAAUAAAUUAAAAGAUUAGUACUUCGAAGUUUACUGUAAGUACUAAUGUAUAAAUGACAGAUUAAUGAAUUUGAAGCAAAUGUGUCACUAGAAAAUGAAUUAAUCAUAAUUCUUUGGUGCUAUUUGCAUUUUGUACUGUAGCUGACAAUGCAACAUAUUGAUAUCUGUUAUGCAGAUAUAUUUUACACAUGCAAGUAAAGGGAUGAAAAUAUUUCAUAACAAAAAUAAUUUUUGUAAUUAUGUAUAUAGCUGAAUCACUUUCAUAAAGUUUUGUUUAAUAAACAAUAUAUUACAAUUUUUCCCGCGCUUGAUUGAAGCCUCUUCAGAAAGAUCAUUUAAAAAGGGGAGUGUAAAGAAAUAAACAAACGCGCUAACGAUCAUGACUUAACAUUUAUUCAUAGCCUUAAGAGUAUAAUUUAUACGUCCAGUAACAAAUUCUAAGAAACGAGAACUUGUAGUUAAAUAAUUUCGGGUUUUCUCACUCGUGUAUCCGUGGUAAAUUCCUUACGUUUGUGGUGUGGCAGUAAUUACAAUUCACUCGAUGUUGUUGAUCGAAGUUUCUAUUUCACAUAACACAUAGGAACCAUCUGACAAAAAUGUUCAUUUCAUAUAUUUAGUUAAAGUAAGACUGAUAAGUAGAAUAUAGUACAAAAGAUACAACUUUCAAAAUGUUUUUCUUUGCUAGUCCUGAUUCAAAUAUUUAAAAACACGUUGUUAAAUUGAAAAGAUGGCGAGAUAAUUUGCGCAGCCUUAUGUUAUACAUAUAUCCAGUGGAACAAAAGAGUCAAUCCGAAUGAUCGAUUUCUCUAUUGAUGCGUGCAUUAAAUUAAAAAUUAUUCGACGACAUAGUAGCACAAUAAUAAUACAAUAAAUAAUCUGUUAUACGCUAUUGAGGCACAAUUACAGUAAAUCAGUGCUGUUCACGGAUGGAUCAUUCACGUAUGAUUAUCUUCAACCUCAUGGUACACUAGAUUUAUACAUAUACAUAUAAACCGAGCAUACAUAAAUAUGUAACUAAUGUAUUUUUUAUGCAGUUCAGGAAGUACUAUGAGGGCAACCCGUGAACACCACUUGUAAAGCAACUAUUCAUCAAUUUACAAAGUGAUCUUAAAGAAGAAUCUCAUUAAAACGGACAUUCUCUGUUUCAAGGAAUAAUCACCAAACUUAGAAUGGCACGCAAACUAGCAUGGUGCACAAAUAAAUAAAGAAUUCCAGGUGAAGCGAUUGGUAAAAUUCACUUUUGUAAUCAAUGAAUAGUCGCGCCUUGGAAAUGUGUACAUCGUCACAACGUAUAAUUACAGUAUUAAAUUAACAAUAAAUAAGUACGGAAUACUGACGGGUAACGAGCUUGGAUUUAAACCGUCAAUUCCCUGACACAUUUUACGACGUUAAUUAUAUCUACUGAAGAUUUACGCAUGUGGCCACAUUACAAGACAUUUAUUUACUUCCGCAACAUUAUCUUAAAACGUGUAUGUAUACGUCAGAGUAGCCGUCUUGUUUUUUAACUCGCCAACACGUCAUAAUCUGUUGGGAGAAGAACACGAUUAGUAAUGACAUAACGCUCCUUCAGUACUUUUCAUUUAACCAAGCGACACCUUGAAGGACUUUAUCCAGCUACAAAUAUAUGUAUAACAUAAAAUAGGAUUGGAACAUGAGCACAUCACUUUCAAUUACUUCCUAAUGUCUAUCUACCGUGAACUAACGACAUUACAAAUAAACCCGCGUCGCUUGGCUAAAUUUACUACUACAUUCAAAUCUACGCAAUUAAAGUAAACAAUCAAAUUCGUAGCAGCAAACGAUUUCAUAAUGUAAUAUGUACAUAUACAUGGACUCGGUAACUGGUUUUUUUUUCUAGUCAGCAGUUAAUUACAUUUUGACACACAUACACACACACGCACACACACGCAAGCACAUUUUAUGCAUAUAUACCACAUAUUUCAAGUAUCGACUAUGUCUUGUACAGCAUGCCAGACCCGAUAGUAUACCAUUGAUUAUUCUAGGAUGAAAUAUUAACAGUCAAGAGGAGUGCUUUCGAUACGCUUCUACGAAAAAUAGACACUCUUUACAUAGAGAAAAAUAAGUUGUGUAUACUAUUUUAUUCGUAUUGGAUUGCUUGAUGAUGCCACCCGAUCUUUCGGAAAAUUCGAAGACCGAGAACGUCUCAGGAACAAAUAUGUAAUUACGUUGAUAUUUGCGAGCGUGAAAUAUUUUAAUAAUCCCUCGACAUCUUAUACGAAAUAUAAAAUGUUUUGUACAUAUGGUAUUCUGUACUUUUAAGCGCAUCGUCCUUCAAACUGCACCCGUUUACCCGUAAAAUACAGGAUACCUCGGAAUUCAUGAUAUAAUAAAAAAAAAAUGUUCUUCAUAUGAAAAUAAACUCAAAUAAUUAUAUUUGAAACUAAUACAUUUUUAUUUAAAGAAAAACGUCACACAGGUCGUUUUGUAAA
Nomia melanderi (Alkali bee) is the source of this 3566-nucleotide messenger RNA. RefSeq names its product RWD domain-containing protein 1. Lineage: Eukaryota; Metazoa; Arthropoda; Insecta; Hymenoptera; Halictidae. Gene Ontology annotation, molecular function: protein binding. The record is from RefSeq and is a predicted model, not a curated record.